Messenger RNA from Rotaria sp. Silwood2, 351 nucleotides. The record is from the annotation of a GenBank genome assembly. NCBI's taxonomy places the organism in Eukaryota, Metazoa, Rotifera, Eurotatoria, Philodinida, Philodinidae.
AUGUCUCAUGUUAUUCUUGGAAUAUUUAAGUUUAUUUUUAUUUUAAAAGAUAAUUAUCAAUCAAAUACAAAUAAUAAUAGAAUUGAAAAAAAGGAAUUUGUUUGGAUAAAAAUGUUAAAUAAUGCGAAAAAAUUUAAAGAAGAAUUUCAAAUAAAAUUAAUCAAUGAAAAUCAAUUUAAAUCUUUAUCAAAAGAAACAUUAUUAAAUAUAUUAUAUGAACGACUAUGUCCUUAUAUAUAUAAUUAUAAUAAUGUUCAAUCAUUAAAUGAAUAUUCUUUAAUAAUUACAAUUAUUAAAUGGGCUAAUGAACAAGAAAAUUCAGACGAAAUUCUUAAAGAUUUUAUUUAUUGA